AUGGAUUCCAAUAAGAAACUGAUAACUCUGAUCAUACUAUCUUUGCUCGUGAGAGUAGCAAUAUCUGGAAAAGCUGGAGUAGUAAUGGGAAGGGAUAUAUACAAAUGGAAUUUUCUACCAAGAAUAUAUGUAUCCAUCACAAACAAUAUCGACAGUGGUUUGAGGCUAUAUUAUAGUUGUUCGUCAAAUUAUUUGCCUUUUCACAGAGAGGCUGCAGCGGGCGAUUGGGCUUGGGUAGCUGAUUUCAGGAAAAGCUUCUGGGGACAAACCCGGUGGGCUUGUACGUUUCAAUUUGGUGGUGAAACGCAUCAUUUUGAUAUUUAUAGAGAUAACAGAGAUAAUGUUAAGAAUUAUCAGUGCCAAUACUGCCGUUGGUCCAUCAGAAGGAGCGGACCUUGUGCUCUCAAUGCACAAACCGGGAAAUAUGAUCUUUGUUAUCCUUGGGAUACAUAA
Molecule: messenger RNA, 453 nt
Organism: Eutrema salsugineum
Lineage: Eukaryota; Viridiplantae; Streptophyta; Magnoliopsida; Brassicales; Brassicaceae
Product: S-protein homolog 2
Exons: 1
Coding region: 1-453 (150 amino acids)
Source: RefSeq, a predicted model, not a curated record